Messenger RNA from Limanda limanda (common dab), 770 nucleotides. It is a transcript of the gene spcs3, whose product is annotated as signal peptidase complex subunit 3. Gene Ontology annotation, cellular component: signal peptidase complex; membrane. The record is from RefSeq and is a predicted model, not a curated record. The coding region runs from base 79 to 621 and encodes 180 amino acids. NCBI's taxonomy places the organism in Eukaryota, Metazoa, Chordata, Actinopteri, Pleuronectiformes, Pleuronectidae. Gene Ontology annotation, biological process: protein targeting to ER. The transcript has 5 exons.
UGACACUUCCUGUUUGUACUCGGCUGCUAGCUUAGCCUCGCACAGUGUCUGAAUCGGUGUAGCACUCGUCUCUCCACCAUGAACACGGUUCUGUCCAGAGCGAACUCUCUGUUCGCCUUCUCCCUGAGCGUCAUGGCGGCUCUAACGUUUGGUUGUUUCGUCACCACUGCCUUCAAAGACAGAAGAGUUCCUGUGGACGUCCACGUCUCCAAAGUCAUGCUGAAGAACGUUGAUGACUUCACAGGACCCAGGGAGCGCAGUGACCUGGGUUUCCUCACCUUUGACCUCUCAGCUAAUCUGCAGCCAAUUUUCGACUGGAACGUGAAACAGCUGUUUCUUUAUCUGUCUGCCGAGUAUGCCUCAAAGAGUAAUUCUCUGAAUCAGGUGGUGCUUUGGGAUAAGAUCGUCCUUCGAGGUGAAAACACCAAGCUGAACCUCAGAGACAUGAAGUCUAAAUACUUCUUCUUUGACGAUGGGAACGGACUCAGAGGCAACAAGAACAUCACUCUGUCACUGUCAUGGAAUGUUGUUCCCAAUGCUGGAAUCCUGCCUCUUGUCGCUGGAAGUGGACACGUCAGCCUCCCCUUCCCAGAGACAUACGAGACCACCAAGAGCUAUUAGACUCACACACACAUACAAACACAUCCAUCCAAACACACACACUCACACACAUGAAACAAGAGCAUUCAGGAGCAGACUGAUGACUAACACACAAUACACUGGUUUUUCUUAAAUUAAUGUUUGGUUUGUAAUAAAAGUUGAGAUUGGAA